Messenger RNA from Bipolaris sorokiniana ND90Pr, 1794 nucleotides. RefSeq lists its product as uncharacterized. Lineage: Eukaryota; Fungi; Ascomycota; Dothideomycetes; Pleosporales; Pleosporaceae. The record is from RefSeq and is a predicted model, not a curated record. Bases 1 to 1794 code for a protein of 597 amino acids. Gene Ontology annotation, molecular function: dipeptidyl-peptidase activity. The transcript has 2 exons.
AUGCCUGCUCAAUUACCCCAAGUUGCGUAUAAGCGCAUAUCUCAACCUGAAGUCGGUGUCAACAAUUACCAAGGUUUCACACCCGGAAAGGUCGAGAUUGUCAAAAAGGGUGCCCGACCCUACGGAGGCCGCGCCUUGGAGAGCGAUAUUCGGAUAGAUCACGAUGUUGAGAUUAAAGUUCGCGACGGUGUACGGUUGUAUGCAGACAUCUAUCGACCUGCAGAUGUAAAGGAUGACGAGAAGCUGCCUGCAGUCGUCAGUUGGUCCUGUUACGGGAAAAAGUAUUCAGCUCUUCACAUGCUGCCUAUGUGUGUGUGGCAAUGCUGUGUGCCUAAGGAGGCCUUGAGCGGCUUGGAAAAAUUCGAAGGCCUUGAUCCGGUAACGUGGUGUCCCCGUGGCUAUGCAAUCGUUUCAGUCGACUCCCGCGGCACAGGGGAUUCCGAUGGAUCCAUUCCCCUUAUGGGAUCUCAGGAUGCCGAAGACUGUUACGACGUUAUCGAAGCACUUGCAGCCAUGCCAUGGAGCAAUGGAAAAGUCGGAAUGGCAGGAAACUCCGCGCUGGCAAUUAUCCAGUGGCACGUCGCUUCACUCCGCCCACCCCAUCUAGCUGCCAUUGCGCCCUGGGAAGGAUCUGGUGAUAUCUAUCGUGAGCAGUUCUGCCGUGGUGGCAUCUUCUCAAUGUCCAACUUUGAUCUCAUCACCAAGUUCAUCAUCAAGACAAACAACCCGAACGGCGGCAUUGAGGAUAUGGCCGAGAUGUACCGAAGGUCACCAGUUUCCAACGCCUACUGGGCAGACAAGCGACCAGACAUGACCCAAAUUCAGUGUCCUGUAUACAUCAGUGGAAGCGAUUUCAGCAGUAUUCAUACCAUGGGUUCUGUGAGGGCGUGGCUCGAAAUCCCUCAUGAUAAGAAGUGGAUCCGAUGGAGCUCAUAUCAAGAGUGGUAUGAGCUGUAUUGUGUUAAACACUCGCACGACGAACUGCAAAAAUACUUCGACUUUUAUCUCAAGGGCAUCGCUAAUGAUUGGGAGACAUCAAUACCGAAGGUCCGAUGGUCCGCAUUGCAGUUUGGAGACCAAGACGCAAUUGACAACAUCGAAUAUGCCGACUUCCCCAUACCAGAUACGCAGUAUCGCCAUUUCUAUCUUUCAAAAUUGGGCCUCGGCGAAACACCAGCCUCUUCACCAGCGAUAGUGUCCUACAACUCUGAGGACGCAAAGUCAAUGGCAGAGUUCAAUUAUACUUUUACCGAAAAGUCCCGACUCAUUGGACUACCAAAAGCAGUCCUGUACAUGUCUUGCCCUUCACAUGACGAUAUGAACGUUUUCGUCAUACUACGUAAGCGCGACAAGAAUGGUCAACUUAUGAUGCAUCUCUGCUUUCCAUUUUCUGCAAUUCCAAAGGACAUCAAGAGCAUUGCGGAUAUUCCUGAAAAGGAUCGCCAGAGCACGAACUUGCACAUGGGAAGUGUAGGCACUCUACGUGCAAGCCAUCGGCGAUUUAUCCCAGAAAAGUCUAUCCACGAGCAAUUUCCAUUCCACCCACACGAUAUCGAAGAAAAGGUGAACCCGGGUGACAUCGUGAAACUCGAAAUUGGCAUUUGGUCUAUGGGCGUAGACUUUGAGAAGGGUCAAUCGAUCAGUGUCCAGAUCUCAGGAACAUUUCCAUCUAUUGCUGAGUAUACCGCAUUCUCAACUGAGCGCCCAGAGCAUGAGAGAAACAAAGGCGAGCACAGAAUUCACGUUGGUCCUGAUACACCCAGUCACAUCAUUCUCCCGUUUGUCUCAAUAUAA